Haemonchus placei is the source of this 216-nucleotide messenger RNA. The record is from the annotation of a GenBank genome assembly. NCBI's taxonomy places the organism in Eukaryota, Metazoa, Nematoda, Chromadorea, Rhabditida, Trichostrongylidae.
AGAAACUCGUCCAUAACCCCAUCAAACGCCAUUCGACGUCUUCCGCUCAGUUAUUGUGGGAAAUUGGAAAUCCCUACACCAUGGAUGAAAUUCCUUCAUGACAAUAAGGCUUGCUGGAAAGAACGUGCUGCUAAAGAAGAAGAAGAAAGGAAGAGGGCUGAAGCCGAAAAAGCCGCUCUUGACAAUGGAGAAGUUCAAGAAAAUGGCAAACCUUAG